Messenger RNA from Anoplopoma fimbria (sablefish), 2327 nucleotides. RefSeq names its product GTPase IMAP family member 2-like. Bases 1 to 684 code for a protein of 227 amino acids. The record is from RefSeq and is a predicted model, not a curated record. NCBI's taxonomy places the organism in Eukaryota, Metazoa, Chordata, Actinopteri, Perciformes, Anoplopomatidae. Gene Ontology annotation, molecular function: GTP binding. The transcript has 4 exons.
AUGACGGAUUCCUUGUCUAAUCAGAGGUUCAGGAAGCUCCAACUGCUUCAGGAACGACUCCCCAUCCUCCAAUGUGAAGAUCCAGAUGUUCAACCUCUGAAGCGCAGCAGCAGCUAUGAAUGGCUGCCACCUGACAUGUCUGAGCUGAGGGUUGUUCUGCUGGGGAACAGCUGGUCUGAGAGGAGUUCAGUGGGGAACUUCAUACUGGGAGAGACUGAGUUCAACACUGAGGAAGAACCAGAUCACUGUCUGAGAGUCAGAGGACGGAUGAAAGAGAAAGAAAUAGUUCUGAUCAACACUCCAGAUCUGCUGCUCCCCAACAUCUCUGAAGACAAACUAAGAGAACAUGUAGAAAACUGUGAGAGACUCUCUGAUCCUGGACCUCAUGUGUUCCUGCUGGUUCUACAGCCUGAAGACUUCACUGAGGAACUCAAAGUGAAGCUCUGCAGAGUCCUGAAACUCCUCAGUGAUCAAUCGUUUGAUCAUUCUCUGGUUCUGAUAUCAACACCCAGAGAGGAGCAGUCUGGUUUCAUGGAAAGAUAUAGGCAACACCCACCCUUAAAAGAGAUUAUCAGGAAAUGUAAAUACAGAUUCAUGUGGAGAAAAAACCUUGAGCAUCCAGAACUCUUAACACAGCUGGGUCAAGUUGUGAAAGAGAACUAUGGAAGGCAUGUUUGUCCAUAAAUGUUCCCACCAGGUAUGCAGGCCCACCAGAACCGUUCCACAAAAAUCACCAGAACAACACAGCUUGGGGACACAAACACUCUUCAGGAAAACUAAUCAGAACAACUGCUAACAUUAACCAAAAACAGGAAAACAGCCUCCUCACCACACUCAUCCAGGUCUCCCAAACAACCAGAUUACACAUCUCACUCACCAAACGGCUCCUACUGAUCCUGAAACCAGUCUCUGCACAUCAAGACAGAGACAAGAGAGGUGUAAAUGUAAUGAAUAAGCAUGUUUAUAUAUGAUAAGAGAUACUAUUGAAGAAUAACAAUAACUAAACUAAGCAAACAAAACAGCAGCUGUGUCAGUCAAGUUAGAGAGAACGAUCCAUGUUUAGGUGUUGUGUCUUUAUAGCUGGGACUCCACCAUGCUCAGGUGUGGUUCAUCAGCUGAUCAACAACCUGAAAGACAAAUCAGACAGCAAACAGGACACGCCCCCUAGUGGAAAGGAGCGGUCAUCACAAUAGCAACAUGUCAAUCGAUUUCUACAGUUAGUUAAAUGUGGAUCCAAACAAAAGUGAAAACACAAAGAAAAAAAUGUGUUCACUGAAUUUAAUGGUAAAUGUUCUUUUACUUUUUACUUCAUGUCCUUUUAUCACCUGUUUCAUUCUGCCACUGACUCUCUGCUGACUCCUCACUCACUGCUCUUAACCGUCCGGUCGGAGCCUCUAGUGAUGACACAGCUGAGUGCAUCUCCGACCCCCGGUCACUGAUCUGAGACCAGAGACACAGUGGAGGCAGACUGAGGUCACCUUUACACUUUUGAUUUGUUUUCUGUUUAUGUCUGACCCAUGACUGCACUGCUGCAGUUGUGAAAAGCAGACAAUGUUUGUUUUCUUUCUUGUUGAUUAAUCAAUUUUGUUUUGGUUAUUGAAUGACUGUAAAAACUGUGUAACUAACACACAACUAUGUAAUCCAGAUCACACUUGAAUCACACACAUUAUGGACAUUGAUUACUGUGGUUAGGAAUUUGGGUUAUUUUCGUCCCCAAUCGACAUUCUGUAUCAGAAGCAUUUUCUGAAUAUUAUCUGAAUUUUUGUUAUCGUGGCAUCUUUUGUGUUUUUAUUAGAGUUCAAGGUAAUCAUUAUCGUUGAGUAUUACUCUCAUGAGGAUUGGUGUGGAUUCUGUAUUAUAUGUACAGUUUACGUUAUCUAUCUGAGGCAAAGACAUGGAAACGUAUAUAACUGCAUUAUUCUUCAAGAUAAACAAUAUAUCAAUACUGACACAUAAAUAUAAUCAAACUAAUAUAGAUUCCUUCAAUGAUCUGCUCCUUAGUGAUGAAGCCUUAUGAAAGUCAAACAGCAUCAGCAAACUGCUGCUGAACUUAUUAACAGACAAACUAAACAUGAAUAUAAAACUGUUUGAUGUGAAAACACUCUAAACAUUAUGAUUGAAGCACCAGGAGCAUCAGCAAUGAAUGAUUUGCACAGUAAAAUGUGUCUUAUGAUUGACUGCUUGAUACUAUCACCAGUUUUACUGUGUCUUUGACUAGCAACACCUAUAAAAUGUAUUUUAUUUGGUGUAUCAGCUCCUUCACAAUAUUUCGAUGCAUACAACAUGAACACCAAGUAGUUUAACAGCUAUGUGAUGAUCUUCAGCUU